UGCACAACGCUUAGUGCUAGCAGCGUGGUAGCCUGAGGAUGUUAAAGUAUUUCGUUUUAUUGUGCGCGCUCGUCGUGCCAGGCUUAAUGGCCGCCAACGUACUCUCCGCGGUACCCAUGUUGGAUGGCCGUAUUGUUGGUGGCUCCGAUGCCCACAUCGAACAAUAUCCCCAUCAAAUUUCGAUGCGUUAUCGCGGCAGACAUCGUUGCGGUGGCAGUGUCUACAGCAGUAACAUCAUUGUUUCGGCUGCCCAUUGUGUGGUUGGCGAAUUGGAUCUCAGCCUUUUGACCAUUGUUGCCGGUUCCACCUAUUUGGAUGAUGUUACAUGGGAAUUGCCGGUGAGCAAAAUUAUUGUCCACGAGAAGUACACAUCGUCCAAUGAUUAUGAUGUUGCCAUUUUGGUAUUACGUGGCAACUUCCCAUUCAACAAUCGCAUUCAACCCAUCAGCUUGGCCAAGGCCAGACCCGAAGCUGGGGCCGAAGUUAUUGUCACCGGUUGGGGUACCCUGGUUGAGGGUGGCGAUAUCCCUAAUCAAUUGCAACAAGUCACUGUCAACUAUGUUGAGCUAAGCAGCUGCAAGAAGUCCUACCCGCUGAUGUUGACCGAUCGCAUGUUGUGCGCCGGUGUUACCGGUGGUGGCAAGGAUGCCUGCCAAGGUGAUUCGGGUGGCCCAUUGAUCCGCAACAACGAAUUGUUGGGCAUUGUAUCGUGGGGUAUUGGCUGUGCCCGUCGUCUGUUCCCAGGUGUUUAUGCUUCCGUACCUGAUCUAUACGAAUGGAUUGAGAAUACGGCUCGUGUGAACACUGUUGAAUAUGCUUUUUUGUAAGGGGAUGAUAAUAAAGGAAAAUUGAAAUUAAAAUGAA
Musca domestica (house fly) is the source of this 864-nucleotide messenger RNA. Its product is annotated as trypsin delta. Gene Ontology annotation, molecular function: serine-type endopeptidase activity. Bases 39 to 827 code for a protein of 262 amino acids. Lineage: Eukaryota; Metazoa; Arthropoda; Insecta; Diptera; Muscidae. The transcript has a single exon. Gene Ontology annotation, biological process: proteolysis. The record is from RefSeq and is a predicted model, not a curated record.